AUGCUAGAACCAAUGCGGUCACUCGUCACGGCUCUGCAAGGCAGGCAUGUAGAAGAAUUUUUUGGUCUUUUGAUCAGCUCCUAUACCGGCAGAAAUACGCAAAGUGAUCUACUUGUGUGUACGUGAAAGCUAAUCUCGAGCACAACUGAUGGGAUCGACUGGAGGACGUCCGCGUGUUUACAGCAAACAAAGACAUCGUGAAAACCAACCAGCAGAGUCAGAUGUACAAUACUGGAAGCGAACAGUAGCAAUAUCCUUCCUUGACGUCAUUUUCUCGGGGCUCAAAAGUCGCUUCAGCAACGAAAAGAGGACACAUUACAAGCUAUGCACUCUAAUUCCUCAGGUCAUCGUUGCAAGGUCUGAAUAA
Pocillopora meandrina is the source of this 367-nucleotide messenger RNA. The record is from the annotation of a GenBank genome assembly. NCBI's taxonomy places the organism in Eukaryota, Metazoa, Cnidaria, Anthozoa, Scleractinia, Pocilloporidae.